Thermothielavioides terrestris NRRL 8126 is the source of this 1719-nucleotide messenger RNA. RefSeq lists its product as uncharacterized. The transcript is spliced from 3 exons. The record is from RefSeq and is a predicted model, not a curated record. Gene Ontology annotation, molecular function: ATP binding; protein serine/threonine kinase activity. Bases 1 to 1719 code for a protein of 572 amino acids. NCBI's taxonomy places the organism in Eukaryota, Fungi, Ascomycota, Sordariomycetes, Sordariales, Chaetomiaceae. Gene Ontology annotation, biological process: peptidyl-serine phosphorylation; peptidyl-threonine phosphorylation.
AUGAGGACGUCCGAGCUGAUGAAUCUGAAAAAGCCAAGCAGCGGCGGAACGCGGGAUAGCCGUGUGUCCUCGGCUGCUACAGCGGCGAUACACGGGAGAGGCUUACCCAGCAUACCCAGUUCUCUGACGGUUCCAGAGCCCAGCGUAAUUACAGAUCUCGGCGAGCACCUCUCCAACCUCUACAAGCUGCGGACGAACUCGUACCCUGAGAGCUUUGACUGUGCUCCAGGGGGACUCGGAAGCCAAGUUCACCGCGCCAUCUGCCGACCCGACAUGAACAAGGCCGGUUUUCUUCCAAAGGGCCAGCUUCAAAGGAUCAUUAACUGCGACGCAGUGAAAAAAGAGCUGAUGAAGCACGAGGCAUCGCUUCGGAAGCGUGAACCGAGCUGGCCGGUUUACAACAGGGUGGGGAGCACGCCCACGACACCUCGUUUCCCACGGCACAUGCGGUCAGACCAAAGAUUCCAGAAGAUCAUGGCGAUCCUGCUGCUGAUUGAGCGGCCGUCCCGGAUCCGGUCGUUCGUCGAAGAAGGGGUUUGCGACGCAGACCUGCCCCUUGUCAAAGUUCUUACCAAGCGGAUACCCUUCAAACGAUGGGAGUUACGCCGUCGGAAGGACCGUGAGACUCAUCUCCGGUGCUUCGAGAAGUGGAGACAAGUCACGCUGGAGAAGUUUGAAGAACACCAAUGGGCCGUGCUCGCCCCUUUCUUCGCUCGCGACCUGACAGCCCCAAGGAAGGUGCCACAUUAUUAUCUGCCGGACCAGGUCAUCUUGCCGUGUCUGGUUUGGGAGAGGCAAGGCGAGGGGGGGUUCGGGCAAGUUUACAAAGCCGAGAUUCAUCCCGACCAUCACGACUUCUCCCAACAUGCUGGUUCCAAAAAGGACCUGUUCGCGGUUAAGCAGCUGUGUUCGACGGAUGAAGCCGACUUCCGAAAGGAGGUGGAGAUCCUGAAGAGAAUCAGUCGGCACCCGCACAACCAUCUAAUAACCCUCCUGGCCACGUACCAAUACCUUGGUCGCUACCACCUCAUAUUCCCCUGGGCAGAUUGCGAUCUCGGGGCGUUUUGGCGAACCAGAAUGCCGCAGAACGACGAAGACACGGCCCGCUGGCUUGCGGAACAGUGCCGCGGCCUGGCGUCUGGAUUGGCGACGAUCCACCGGUACAGGAGAACCUCAACCGACUCCACCCUGGAUGCGAGGCUCGUGAAGGGAACUGAUCCGGGGAAACGCCCGACAAUCCUCUUCUGCCGGCACGGCGACAUCAAACCGGAGAACAUACUCUGGUUUCCGUGGCCAAGCGGUCCGGCCGGCAACAAAGGCGUCCUGAAGAUCAACGACUUCGGCACGGCCGAGUUCACCUUCCAGGAGGUCAUCCCGCGGACGAAAGCACUGCCCAUCACUCCGCGAUACGCGCCUCCCGAAGCCUGCGUGCCCGAGAUCGGCGGCUUCAUCGGGACGUCGUACGACGUGUGGUCUCUUGGGUGCUUAUACCUGGAGUUCAUUGCCUGGUGGUGCGGCGGCUGGCCGCGGAUCGACGCCUUUAUGCAGAAGAGGCUCGCUGUCGACAACAUCUCCUCCGAAUUCCUCGUCGGCACAUUCUUCACGGUUGCCCCAGACUGCGAAAGGGGGGUUUCAAAGCCGAGGUCAAGGGAUGCGUUGAUGAGGUUCGCGCAGUCUCAUGCUGUCCUAUCUUGGCGAAACCAUGGAUGUUUUCCCUAA